CUCUCUUCCUUCCGCCACGUCCCACUUAAUUGGCCUCAGGGCCUUUCACCUCCGCCCCACCAUAGCCUCUCAUCUUCGUCUCCGCCCAUGCUCCGUGGCGCCAACCGGGCCGGUUGAGCUGGAAUGGAACGACAGGCAGCGCUUCAAGCAGAGAACCGUUGCUCUGCCGUUUUGGCGUCAACGCAACUCCAAUUACGGCCGUUUUGCCUACCAAGACUUCUCCAGUGAUGAUGAAUCCGACGUGGAACUUGCCUCUUCACGCUCUCCGGCUCAGCAACAAAUGGGAGAGUCGACUCUUGAAAACAUUGAUGAGUGGAGAUGGAAGCUGACCAUGCUUCUUCGCAAUAACGAGGAGCAAGAAGUUGUGUCCAGGGAGAAAAAGGACCGGCGUGAUUAUGAGCAACUUUCAGCUUUAGCUACCAGAAUGGAUCUAUACAGCCGACAAUAUGCAAGAGUUGUUGUCUUUAGUAAAGCACCUCUGCCAAAUUACCGCCCUGAUUUGGAUGAUAAGCGUCCACAAAGAGAGGUAAUCUUACCUUUUGGUGUUCAUAGAGAAGUAGAUACUCAUCUCCGUGCCCAUCUUUCACAAAAGCCUACAAAAAGGCUAGGUUCUUUUGAUGAUUCUUUGCAUAGAUCAAGUGAUGCUGGAAGUAUUCACACCAAUGACGGGAUUUAUGAGAAGCCAGUGCCUAGGAUCCAUAAUUCUGUUGUCAAGGAGAAAAUCCUUCAGCGAAGAAGUUUGGAACUGCGUAAUAAGCAAGAGGAUUGGCAGGGGUCUCCUGACGGGCAAAGGAUGCUCGAAUUUCGUAGAAGUCUUCCUGCAUUCAAAGAGAAAGAUGCAUUUUUGAAAGUCAUUUCAGAUAAUCAGGUCAUUGUUGUCUCAGGUGAAACUGGUUGUGGUAAGACCACACAACUUCCCCAGUACAUACUAGAAUCUGAGAUUGAAGCUGGACGUGGUGCUGGAUGUAACAUAAUUUGUACUCAGCCUAGAAGAAUAUCUGCUAUGUCUGUUUCUGAAAGAGUUGCAGCAGAACGUGGGGAGAAAUUGGGAGAAUCUGUUGGCUACAAAGUUCGGUUGGAGGGUAUGAAAGGAAGGGAUACUCGUCUUCUUUUUUGUACCACAGGUGUAUUAUUGAGGAGACUACUAGUGGAUAGGACUCUAAAUGGUGUAACUCAUGUUGUUGUUGAUGAAAUUCAUGAACGCGGAAUGAAUGAAGAUUUUCUUUUGAUUGUCCUGAAGGAGCUUCUUCCUCGCCGUCCUGAUUUGAGAUUAAUUUUGAUGAGUGCAACCUUAAAUGCUGAGCUUUUCUCUUCCUACUUUGAUGGUGCUCCAACUAUGCACAUUCCUGGUUUUACAUAUCCAGUCCGAGCACGUUUUCUGGAGGAUAUUCUGGAAGUGACUGGAUAUCGGUUGAAUCCUUAUAAUCAAAUUGAUGACUAUGGUCAAGAAAAAACAUGGAAAAUGCAGAAACAAGCUCUAGCUUUCCGGAAAAGAAAGAGCCAAAUUGCUUCUGCUGUUGAGGAUGCACUAGAAGUUGCAGACUUCAAUGGAUAUAGUCUACGCACUCGGGAGUCAUUGUCCUGCUGGUGCCCUGACUCACUUGGUUUUAACCUUAUUGAACAUGUGCUUUCUCACAUUGUCAAGAAUGAAAGGCCAGGUGCUGUUUUGGUUUUUAUGACUGGGUGGGAUGACAUAAACUCCUUGAAGGAUAAGCUCCAAACUCAUCCUUUGUUAGGAGAUCCCAGCCGUGUCUUGCUUCUUGCAUGUCAUGGAUCCAUGGCCAGCACUGAGCAGAGGUUGAUAUUUGAAAACCCUGAAGGUGGGGUGAGGAAAAUUGUUCUGGCAACUAAUAUGGCUGAGACUAGUAUUACCAUCAAUGAUGUUGUCUUUGUGGUUGAUUGUGGUAAAGCUAAAGAGACAUCAUAUGAUGCACUAAACAACACACCUUGUUUACUUCCAUCUUGGAUAUCAAAAGCUGCUGCCCGGCAGAGAAGAGGAAGGGCUGGUCGUGUUCAACCUGGUGAAUGCUACCAUCUAUAUCCCAGAUGUGUUUAUGAUGCUUUUGCUGAUUAUCAAUUACCAGAACUUUUGAGAACACCUUUGCAGUCCUUAUGUUUGCAAAUCAAAAGUUUACAACUUGGAAGCAUAUCUGAAUUCUUAGCUAGAGCUCUCCAGCCACCAGAGCCGCUAUCGGUUCAAAAUGCUGUUGAGUAUCUGAAGAUUAUUGGGGCCUUGGAUGACAAUGAAAAUUUGACAGUUCUAGGGCGCAAGUUGUCAAUGCUUCCUGUUGAGCCCAAACUCGGCAAAAUGCUCAUUCUCGGCGCUAUCUUCAACUGUUUGGAUCCCAUAAUGACUGUUGUUGCUGGUCUUAGUGUAAGGGAUCCAUUUGUGAUGCCGGCUGACAAGAAGGAUCUUGCAGAGUCUGCUAAGGCCCAGUUUUCUGCUCGAGACUAUAGUGAUCAUCUUGCACUUGUCCGAGCUUAUGAGGGUUGGAAAGAGGCUGAAGCUCAGCAAGCUGGCUAUGAGUACUGUUGGCGAAAUUUUCUUUCUUCUCAAACACUUAGGGCCAUUGACUCUCUUAGAAAGCAAUUCUUUUACUUGCUUAAAGAUAUUGGGUUGGUUGAUCACAAUUCUGAGACCUACAGUAGAUUGAGUCCUGAGGAGCAUCUUGUCCGAGCAGUCAUCUGUGCGGGUUUGUUUCCUGGAGUAUCAUCUGUUGUGAACAAAGAUAAGUCAAUAGCACUGAAAACAAUGGAGGAUGGCCAGGUUCUUCUGUAUGGUAACUCUGUAAAUGGUAGUGUACCCAAGAUUCCAUACCCAUGGUUGGUGUUUAAUGAAAAGGUGAAAGUGAAUGCUGUAUUCCUUAGGGAUUCGACUGGUAUAUCCGAUUCAGUGCUGCUCUUAUUUGGUGGGAAUGUAUCCAGAGGUGGACUGGAUGGUCACCUAAAAAUGUUGGGAGGUUAUUUGGAAUUUUUCAUGAAACCUGAAUUAGCUAACACUUACUUGCGGUUGAAGGGGGAGCUGGAGGAACUGAUACAGAAAAAACUUCUGGAUCCCAUGUUCGAUACACAAUCGCAUGACGAGCUUCUUUCAGCUGUUAGAUUGGUGAUAUCUGAGGACCACUGUGAUGGCAGAUUCGUGUUUGGUCGCCGGGCCACACCUGCACCCAAAGUAAAAGAGGCAACAAACUCCAAAAGUAGUGCUGGAGUAGAGGCUGAGAAUUUUAAAAACCAGCUUCAGACAUUACUUAACAGGGCUGGACAUGAAGUGCCAACUUACAAAACAAGGCAACUGAAGAACAACCAAUUCCGUUCCACUGUCAUUUUUAAUGGCUUGGAUUUUGUUGGCCAGCCUUGCAGCAACAAGAAACAAGCAGAAAAAUCUGCUGCUGCCGAGGCUCUUCUAUGGCUGAAGGGUGAUAUGCAUUCUUCACGCGAUGUUGCCAGCCAUAUGUCUGUGCUUUUGAAAAAGAGCAACAAGAAAGAUAAGAAAACUUCAUCAAAACGUGCUAAGUGGAGCUGACUCAAAUCUACAAGAUCUCCCUAUCCUGGAUAGAUAAUUUUUACAUGGUUUUUCACCAAGGAAGAACAUGUUCAUUUUCAAGGCACUGGUUUCAUCUUUCCAGUCACAAUUUCAACAGUAAGUGUAUGGAACUACUAAUGGUGAGGGAACUAGAAUCUAGAUGUUACAAUCUGAGCCCUUGUGCCCUUUUUUAAGAUCUGGGAGUACUUGUUCUUGUAAAGGGUGAUUCCAUCCAGAAUCUACCGAGUUUCAAAGCAAAACGGAAAACAGCUCUAGAUUGGGAGGCUGAGCAGCUACCGUUCAGACUAAGGACACUAAUCUAUGCUGAUCAUGCAGUCUUCCAAUUCAUUGUUUUUGAUGUGGAAGUUGGAAGGCAUAUCUGUCCACUAUUCUUUAAAGUAUAUUGUAGCUGCUUAGGAAACAGGUUUACAUUAAUCAAGUUAGCCGAUCAUCCAUUUGAAUGAAAUGUAGUAUAUGUAUUAAGGGACUUGGUACACCUACAAACAAUCUUUUACUUAUAAUACAUUUCGUCUUUAUAUGGAAAGUAGUCCUGAAGUGAGAAAUGUAAAGGGAAAAUGCAAUUCUUAUACCAUAUUAAUAUAAUGAGGUGGCAUUGGUGUUUA
Arachis ipaensis is the source of this 4146-nucleotide messenger RNA. Its product is annotated as DExH-box ATP-dependent RNA helicase DExH3. Gene Ontology annotation, cellular component: nucleus; intracellular anatomical structure. Gene Ontology annotation, molecular function: RNA binding; helicase activity; ATP binding. Lineage: Eukaryota; Viridiplantae; Streptophyta; Magnoliopsida; Fabales; Fabaceae. The record is from RefSeq and is a predicted model, not a curated record.